GAGGAAAGUGAGAGGCAGUGGGGAAGUGCAUCUGGUGGUACCUCAUCCUCUCCCGUCGUCCCGGACUCCAGCCGGUGAUAAUCCAGUUAAUAUCUGCUGGAUAAAGGAGCAGAAGUCACGCUGUCUGUACCACGUCAGUAGGCCGGUUCGGCGCGGUCACGUUUCUUUCCUCCCCGCCAAAAAAUUCUCCAGAAACUUCGGGUGUUUAUAGCGAAGAAAAGCCGAUAAAAAAAAUGAACGCGAGUGAGCUAAAUCCCCCGCUAGCGGAGUAUGAUUUCGAGCGACUUUUCGACGAAAGACGAGCCCUGGAAUGGAUGCAGGAAAACUGGAGCAAGGCGUUCAUGUUCUGUGGCCUGUACGCUGCGCUCGUAUUCGGCGGUCAGCACUUCAUGAGGGAAAGGCCGAAGCUGAACCUGCGACGCCCGUUAGUGCUGUGGUCUCUCAGUCUGGCCAUCUUCAGUAUCAUAGGAGCACUGAGGACCGGACUGUACAUGCUGCACGUCCUCACAGCCAACGGCUUCAGACAGUCAGUGUGUGACACCAGCUUCUACAGCGCCCCCGUCAGCAAAUUCUGGGCCUACGCCUUUGUUCUUAGCAAGGCCCCUGAGCUGGGUGACACCGUGUUCAUCAUCCUCCGGAAGCAGCGCCUCAUCUUCCUGCACUGGUACCACCACAUCACCGUGCUGCUCUACUCCUGGUACUCCUACAAGGACCAGGUGGCGGGCGGCGGCUGGUUCAUGACCAUGAACUACGUGGUCCACUCGCUCAUGUACACCUACUACGCGGCACGGGCGGCCGGCCUGCGGGUGCCCCGUCCCUGCGCCAUGGUCAUCACGGCCACGCAGAUCCUGCAGAUGGUGAUGGGCCUGGCGGUCCUGGGCCUGGUGUACCACUGGAUGCACGACGUGCACUGCCCCUCCAACGUGGACAACGUGGCGUGGGGCUUCCUCAUGUACCUCAGCUACUUGGUCCUCUUUGCCUUGUUCUUCUACGACACCUACCUCCGAGGCUCCUCCGGGGACAAAGGAUCCAAGGCAGAGUAGCACGCCUGUACUGUGCUGCCGAAGUGUGCCAUUACGUAGAAACGACCAACAGCGAGGGGCCACGAAUGUGUGAGUCACAACUAGGUAACUGGUUGCUCGGCCCUCCUCUUUUUAAGACCUUUUCACUUGACUUUUUAUAGGCAUCUGUAGCUUAACACAGUGGAUUUAGAGCGCUAGGAAGGAGAGUGGUUCCGACUGAGCACAGCUUAUGAUCUCCUGAUUAGUUGGGAGUACAGUCUGGGAAUUGAUUUAAGAAGGGGAUGGAGGAAUAACAUGUUUGUGUUUGACUUACAUAGUUCUCACUUCAUUUAUAUGAUUGCCUUGGUGACUUACUCAUGGCCAGUAUAAAACAAACAGCCCUAUGAGGGCUAAAUGUUUGCCAGAGGUGUUUAACAAAUGUUUGUAUGUUGUAAUGAAAAAAAGUGAUCAUCCUUGAUGUAUACGUUAAAGCUCUGAAGUAGGAAAAAAAAAAAAAAAAAAAAAUACUUUUAUAUUGUUAAAAGAAUAGUUCAACAUGUUGGGAAAUGCUCCGCCUAUAGUACUUGCAAACACUUCCUACAAAGAAAGGUUUAAAAACAACGUGUGAGUUUAGGUGGGACUUAUGUGCUAGAACUACUUCUUGACAAGCAACAGUUUAUCCAUCCGCCCAGUACUACUCAUCUCAGUGUAGCGCAGGUUGCAAGGCGCUGCCGGUGCACAGGUUUUGGUGUCUGCAGAGAGACGGUCUGUUCUCACUAACCGUUCGUACACAUAGCUACGAAAAGACACUGACAAAAGACACUGACAAAAGACACUGACAAAAGACACUGAAAAAGACACUGACAAAAGACACUGACAAAAGACACUGACAAAAGACACUGACAAAAGACACUGACAAAAGACACUGACAAAAGACACUGACAAAAGACACUGUAAUUCGUUUGUAUUCCACGUAUUAAUUAUCGUGAGCACCACAUUGACUGUUGCUGUAUAAGACGGCAAAGAUCCACUUAGGGAGGAGGUUGGGGUGGAUGUUUGACUUCUAAAACGCAGGGCUUUCAAGCCGGGGAGUGGAGGUUGUGUCCCGGAAGAAGUUAAGGGGAAAACCCAAGACUUUCACCCAGGAAACGGGUGUUCGUGUCCUGGGAGUAAAACUUAAGGGGACCGGUGUUUUAACCCAAACCACAAACUCUUUUUCUAAUCUUAACUAGUCAUUUUGGUGCCUAAACGUAACUGUCGGCACCUUUUCUUCAAAUAAACAUAACUGUAACAGGCGCUAAACUUAACUUUCAUGUCUGCUAAACGUGACCUCUUGGCGCUCGCUGUAAUUUUGUGGGAUAUCAUUGGAACCCGUUUAUGAGAAUGAGACGUUGGCACCAAACAUGGCGACAAGACUUCAGGAAGCUGCGCACAGUCAAUACUUCUAGAAAGUAAC
Molecule: messenger RNA, 2457 nt
Organism: Perca fluviatilis (European perch)
Lineage: Eukaryota; Metazoa; Chordata; Actinopteri; Perciformes; Percidae
Product: elongation of very long chain fatty acids protein 6-like
Exons: 4
Coding region: 234-1043 (269 amino acids)
Biological process (GO): very long-chain fatty acid biosynthetic process; fatty acid elongation, polyunsaturated fatty acid; fatty acid elongation, saturated fatty acid
Cellular component (GO): endoplasmic reticulum membrane; endoplasmic reticulum
Molecular function (GO): fatty acid elongase activity
Source: RefSeq, a predicted model, not a curated record